AUGCAGCAGCUUCGAAUGCAGACACGGAUAAAGCCAGAGAGUGUGCUGUGUCACUGUGAUGCCCUAAAUGCUAUGACUAUCCAGGGAGGAGGGAUCCAGACAGACAAAGGCGCAGAUCCACCAGACAAGAAGGACAUGAAGCCCUCUACAGCCACCAAUCCAGAGAAUGGUCUCUCCGGGAUCCUGAGGCUUGUGCUGCAGGAGCUGAAUCUGUUUUAUAGCCGAGAUGUGACUGGGGUAUGUCUCCUGUACGAUCUCCUCCACUCGCCGUGGCUGCAGGCUCUGCUCAAGGUUUAUGAUUGUCUCCAGGAAUUUAAAGAAAAGAAACUCACUCCUGCCACAACUCAUGCACAGACGUUAUCCAAUGAGGUAGUGGGGAUAUUACGUGGAACUCCUAAAUCCCCUGAGACCCGAGAACUGAAACAAAUCCUCCAGGCUCCGCACUUUAAGGCCUUGCUCAGAGCCCAUGACACUGUGGCUCAGAAAGAUUUUGAGCCCCUUCUCCCCCCAUUGCCGGACAACAUCCCUGACAGUGAGGAAGCAAUGAGGAUUGUUUGUUUGGUGAAAAAUCAACAGCCCCUGGGAGCUACCAUCAAGCGCCACGAGAUGACAGGGGAAAUCCUGGUGGCCAGAGUCAUCCACGGAGGGCUGGCCGAGAGAAGUGGGCUGUUAUAUGCCGGAGACAAACUGGUGGAAGUGAAUGGAGUUUCAGUUGAGGGACUGGACCCUGAGCAAGUGAUCCAUAUUCUGGCUAUGUCUCGUGGUACAAUCAUGUUCAAGGUGGUUCCAGUUUCUGCCCCUCCCGUUAAUAGCCAGAAAAUGGUGUAUGUCCGUGCCAUGACUGAGUACUGGCCCCAGGAGGACCCCGCUAUCCCCUGCAUGGAUGCAGGGUUGUCUUUCCAGAAAGGGGACAUCCUGCAGAUUGUGGACCAGAAUGAUGCCCUCUGGUGGCAGGCCCGGAAAAUCUCAGACCUUGGUACCUGUGCUGGUCUAAUUCCUUCUAACCACCUUAUGAAGAGGAAGCAGCGGGAGUUCUGGUGGUCUCAGCCAUACCAGCCUCACACCCACCUCAAAUCCACCAUAUCAAUUUCUAUGGAAGAAGAAGACGACAUGAAGAUUGAUGAGAAGUGUGUGGAAGCAGAUGAAGAAACAUUUGAAUCUGAGGAACUUUCAGAAGACAAGGAGGAAUUUGUUGGCAAUGACCGGAAGUUCUUUAUUGCUGGCUUCCGCCGGAGCAUGCGCCUUUGCCGCCGGAAGGCUCACCUGCGCCAGCAGCGCGCGGGGUUCUGCAGCGCCAGCUGCUGCGUGAGCGCGUCUGGUGCCCCCUACGAGGAGGUGGUCAGGUACCAGCGACGCCCUUCUGACAAGCACCGCCUCAUAGUGCUCGUGGGACCUUCGGGCGUUGGAGUAAAUGAACUGAGAAGACAACUUAUUGAACAUAAUCCUAGCCAUUUUCAAAGUGCUGUGCCACAUACCACUCGUUCCAAAAAGAGUUUUGAAGUGGACGGACGUGAGUAUCACUAUGUGUCAAAGGAAACAUUUGAAAGCCUCAUGUACAGUCACAGGAUGCUUGAAUAUGGUGAGUACAAAGGCCGCCUGUACGGCACCAGCGUGGAUGCUGCUCAGGCAGUCCUUGAUGAAGGAAAGAUCUGUGUCUUGGACUUAGAGCCUCAGGGUAUUCAAAUAGCUCGAACCCAUGAUCUAAAGCCCUAUGUCAUAUUUAUAAAGCCAUCUAACAUGAGUUACAUGAAGCAAUCUCGGAAAAACGCCAAGAUCAUUACAGACUACUUUGUAGACAUGAAGUUUAAGGAUGAAGAUCUACAAGCGAUGGAGGAUUUAGCCCAAAAAAUGGAGACACAGUUUGGCCAGUUUUUUGACCACGUGAUUGUGAAUGACAACUUGCAAGACGCACGUGCCCAGUUGUUGUCUGCAGUCCAGAAGGCGCAGGAGGAGCCUCAGUGGGUACCAGCAGCAUGGGUUUCCUCUGAUGCUGAGCCCUAACAAGGUCUCCUGCUGAAUGCUGGAGUUGUAACAAUAUUCAUCUGUCACAGCUCUGGACUAACAGCUGCAAUCUCAAACAGGAUUUGCUCCAUUAUAACGUGUGCAACUUUAAAAGUGGCGCAGUUUAUUAAUAAGUCUUAUUUGAAAAAAAAUUCACAUUGUAUGUAUGUAGAGUUACCUCCUUGGCUUUCAGGGAAAAAAAUGUUUUCCUUUACCUCAUAUGCAGCAAUGGUAGGAGUACAAACAAUGUUAAGCCACCGAGUAUGAAACCUUCCUUGGAUUUCAUAUAAUUUUUGUACAAUCCAGAUAAAAGAGCCUCCCUGAAUAAAAUAAGUAGUCUUUAAUUUCAGAAACUGGA
Suricata suricatta (meerkat) is the source of this 2359-nucleotide messenger RNA. It is a transcript of the gene MPP4, whose product is annotated as membrane palmitoylated protein 4. The coding region runs from base 1 to 2001 and encodes 666 amino acids. The record is from RefSeq and is a predicted model, not a curated record. Lineage: Eukaryota; Metazoa; Chordata; Mammalia; Carnivora; Herpestidae. Gene Ontology annotation, molecular function: protein binding. The transcript has 22 exons. Gene Ontology annotation, cellular component: adherens junction; plasma membrane.